UUGCAACAAACUGUUCCAACUAAAGACAUGAAAAAAAUCAUUAUUUCACAAUAAUGAUUUGGCUUUAAAACUCUGCUGUUGCUACCAAUCGUUGUUUAUUAUAAGGUCCCCUUUCUAUCUUCAGACAUGAGUCUGUCUAAUAUAUUCAUUUUUUUGAUCCUCAUUCCUCUAACUUUCCCUCAGGCCAUCACACAGUCAGCGAGAAGGAAGGACUGCGUGUGCGAUCUAAAAAAUUCAGAUGCUGUUUUCCCUAUGAAUAAACUAAAGAAAGUAGAGACUGAUGCCUUACAAUGCACUGGAACCAUCACUUCAGAAAAGAUGACAGAAUUAGACAGACUUGUGCUGGGUCUACAACAACGCAUCAAGCAGCUGGAGGACAACGUGGUCAUGCUUGAAAAGGAGGAUAACAAGAAUAUUUAUGGGGCCGUGUCUCUGCGCAUCAUCGAGUUAGAGAUUGCCGAGAUUCAGGACCUCGUCGACAAACUCAACAGGACCACCAAAAAUUACCAGCAUCUCAGUGUACAGACUGCAGCUCAGCUUGAGGAUAUGAAAGACACAAUGGUGGAGCUGGAGAAGUUUGACAACAUGCUGGUGAUAAAGAAAGAUCGAGAGAACCAGCGCAUUAAGAGGGAACUGGAACAGUGUAAAGAAGAGAUCAAGGCCACGGCACCACCUCCUACAGUUCCCCCAGCCCGCUGUGGUCUGGGUCGUUUGGUCAGUGUGGCGGGACCUAGAACGUAUUCCCUCACGGUAUACAGCACCUCCUAUCCUUACGGUGCUUGGGGUCGAGAUGCAAAUCCUGCUCCAGGAGACGAGAACAAGUACUGGCUGGUGGUGCUGUCAAGUAGUAAUGUGUAUGGUCACUUUGUCCGCCAAUACGGUACUUUGAGUACUCUUUUAUUAGGUAUAGGACCAAAAGAUACUUAUAUAUCAAGCUCCAACCCCGCAACAAACACAAUUCAGGGCUCAAACAUGGUCAUGUACGGCAAUAUGCUCUACUAUAACUGUUACUACACAUACUCCGUCUGUCAGUUCAACAUGGCGACUCGUGCUGUCAGUACUGUGGCUUUACCUAAAGAUGCAGGUUACAACAACAAGUUUCCUUUCGCACACCUCGGCACCACAUACAGCUAUACAGAUAUGGAUUUUGCCACAGAUGAAUCAGGCGUCUAUGUUAUAUACGCAACCACAAGCAACUUUGGAAAUGUGGUUAUCAGUAAAGUUGAGACUAGCAACCCGCCAGCUUUGAACCAAACAUGGUCCACUUCUCUUCACAAAAGGACCGUCACAAACACCUUCAUGGUGUGUGGUGUGCUUUAUGCUACUCGUUACGUGAAUACAGAAACAGAAGAGAUCUUUUACUCUUAUGACACCAAAACCAAAGUAGAGCGAUAUGAUUUGAAAAUUAAUAUUAAGAAGAUGCAGACUAAUAUUGAGUUUCUAAACUAUGACCCCAGAGAUCAUCUGCUGUAUGUCUACAGUGAUGCCUACAUUCUAACUUAUGAGCUCAUCUUUCAGUAAAUCUCCAAUGAACUUGAUUUGAGACAUGAGAGUAUGGCUGCAUCCCAUUUCACAUACUGUCUGUACUAAAUAGCAUGCAUGAUUAGAAUUGGUACAUUGCAAAUGAUUGUACGUAUCGUAAAGAUAGAAAAUUUUAAGUGUGUAUUUGCAGGGUUUUUAAGCAUGAACCCAAUUAACUUUAAGAUAAUUAAGUUAAAUGCUAAUGCAAAACAAUGAAUCUAUUGGUUGCUAUUUAUUAGUUUUUACAUUUAAAACUAACAGAUUACAACUACUUUCAAAGGGUUUGUGGUAUCAGUAAAAUUUGGUCCCACUUUAUAUUAGGUGCCUUUAACUAAUAUGUACUAAUAUUUAAAUUAAUCGUUUGAUACAAUACACUUAUUGUGUACAUAUAUGUUUUCACAUUGUACUUAUAUUAUACAUUUACAUUUAUAAUUACCCCAUUUACCCUUCCCUUACCUCUUAACCAAACAAUGCCACCAAACCUGUCCCUAAACUUACCCGUAUCUCACCUCAUUAGCAGCAAAAGUGUUUUGCAAUACAAUAUGAACAUAACUACAUUGUACUAAUUUUUUGAGGUAAGUGCAUAGUAGGUAACGACACCUAACAUAAAGUGUGACCGGAAAUUGUAUUGAAUUUUGUAGUAUUAUGUGCAAUUGCUAGUGUCAUCUUAUUAUACAUUCAAAAAUAUAUACAUUCCCAUCACCAGUGAAAUGUGUAAAUUUACUAUAUAGAAGUAUGUUAACUGAAAUGCAGCCUAUGGAUUCUUUUCACACUGCAUACAUCUUUACUGCUUAGCUUUGUUACAUGAGGUGAAGAAAUUCACAAAUGUAUUGCAAAUUUUGUUUCUUGAAAUAAAUUACAGCAAAGUCUA
Molecule: messenger RNA, 2392 nt
Organism: Megalobrama amblycephala (Wuchang bream)
Lineage: Eukaryota; Metazoa; Chordata; Actinopteri; Cypriniformes; Xenocyprididae
Product: olfactomedin-4-like
Exons: 5
Coding region: 127-1521 (464 amino acids)
Biological process (GO): signal transduction
Source: RefSeq, a predicted model, not a curated record